CUUUUGCGGUAGAGUUUGGGGAAAAUAGCCAAAUCUGUUUUCCAAACACAUUUUUGUAAAUAACUGACAGGAGAUGGAAGUAUUAACCCAAGUGAUGGAAGUUAAUUAUUAACCCUGUUAGAUGGCGGCUCACUGGUCUUUGUGAUAUUCUAAUCCGGGUCACAGAAUGGCUAAGACAGCUUUAAGUGGAGGGUGGAUUUUAUUUUUCUCAGUUUGCCUUCUCUUUUCCACUCUGAAAGAAUGUUGUGGCUGCUCUUUUUCCUGGUGACUGCUAUUCAUGCUGAACUCUGUCAACCAGAUGCAGAAAAUGCUUUCAAAGUGAGACUUAGUAUCAGAACAGCUCUUGGCGAUAAAGCGUAUACCUGGGAUACAAACGAAGAGUAUCUCUUCCGAGCGAUGGUGGCUUUCUCCAUGAGAAAAGUUCCGAACAGAGAAACAACAGAAAUUUCCCAUGUCUUGCUUUGCAAUGUAACCCAGAGAGUGUCAUUCUGGUUUGUGGUAACAGACCCUUCAAAAAAUCACACCCUUCCUGCUGGUGAAAUACAGUCGGCCAUAAGGAUGAGCAGAGAACGGAUCAACAAUGCCUUCUUUUUGAAUGACCAGACUCUGGAAUUUUUAAAAAUCCCUUCCACCCUUGCACCACCCACGGACCCAGCUGUGCCCAUUUGGAUCAUCAUAUUUGGUGUGAUAUUUUGCAGUGUUAUAGUUGCAAUUACACUGCUGAUUUUGUCAGGGAUCCGGCAACGUAGAAGGAAGGAUAAAGGUGCAUCUGAGGUGGGUGACGCCGAAGAUAAGUGUGAAAAUGGCAUCCCAUGUGAUCCACUAGACAUGAAGGGAGGGUGCGUUAAUGACGCCUUUGUGACGGAGGAGGAGCGCCUCACCCCUCUCUGAAGUCCACCGUUCUGCUUUCUUUGUGCGUGCUCAGCAUUCCAAAUACCAAAGGCAGAUGAUGUAUUUUGUUUCAUCACUCUUUUGUAAGAAAUUUUAAACAUGCUUCCCAGUGCAGGGUAUCAGUUAUACUCGUGAAGACCAUGAAAUCAUAGGCUGAUGACUACUUAAAAUAAUCUACAAUGCUUUUCAAGUUAUGAGGUGCUUGUAGUUAUUGAUUUAAAUAUUUCAGGAAAUAAGUCAGGUGUGUGUGUGUGUGUGUGCGUUCAUAUAAAUAUUGACACUUUGAAGGCCUGUAAAAGGUAAUCUCUCCAGUGGCAAAUACCUGUAAUAUCAUAUAAAAAUCAUUGAAAAUAAUUUUCCUUUUUAAAUAUUGCUAAUAUUUUGUGUAAGAGUAAGUAAUUCUUGUAAAUUGAAUGGAUAACAAUCAGUUACAAAGAGAAUUUUAUUCUGUUAUCAUGCCUACAGUUGCCUAUAUAAUGUAUGAAUAACAGCCUCCAAUAGGACAUUUCUGUUUGUUGGUUUUGUAAAAGUUCAAUAUAUGCUAAUUUAACAGUGCUAAUCUCAUUUUUAUCAUGUGAUUGUGAUCUGAAACUCAUUUUCACAUUGUGGAACAUAGUGAGAAUAAUUUUUGUUAGCUAUGUUUAAUGUACUCUGCAGCCCUAGAAAUGAAUUAUUUUGGUUGUAUGUAUACAUGUUUGAAGAAAUCUUGUAGUUUAGAUAUUGAUUUUAUUUGUAGAUAAUCCAUGUAUCAUUCUUAAUUGCAAUAAUAAUAAUAAUUAUGCAUUUAUUAAUGGAAAUAA
Ochotona princeps (American pika) is the source of this 1691-nucleotide messenger RNA. It is a transcript of the gene CLTRN, whose product is annotated as collectrin, amino acid transport regulator. The coding region runs from base 241 to 891 and encodes 216 amino acids. The record is from RefSeq and is a predicted model, not a curated record. NCBI's taxonomy places the organism in Eukaryota, Metazoa, Chordata, Mammalia, Lagomorpha, Ochotonidae. The transcript is spliced from 6 exons.